This is a messenger RNA of Rana temporaria (common frog), 5627 nucleotides long. RefSeq names its product MAM domain containing glycosylphosphatidylinositol anchor 2 (gene MDGA2). The record is from RefSeq and is a predicted model, not a curated record. NCBI's taxonomy places the organism in Eukaryota, Metazoa, Chordata, Amphibia, Anura, Ranidae. The coding region runs from base 955 to 3843 and encodes 962 amino acids. Gene Ontology annotation, biological process: homophilic cell-cell adhesion. The transcript is spliced from 17 exons. Gene Ontology annotation, cellular component: plasma membrane.
GCUCCAGCUCCUCUACACGUAGAGCCCAACGUGACCACACACAGCCCUGUCUCUCCUUCCUGCUCCUGCCUGCACACACACACAUACACACACACACUGACACACACACACAGACACACAUACAGGGACUCCAGGUGCAGAAGAAGACAUCUACCCCCCUACCUACCUACCUACCUACCCCUCCUGCCCAAACCUUGCUGAUCAGCAGAUCCUUCUUUUUUUGGGGGGGGGAUGGGGGGGAGAAGGCAGCCUUUGGAUUCCGCCACAAAAAAAUGACAAGAAUAUUAAUAUAUGCUGCAAUCCCUCCCUGCCAGGUUUAGCUUGAUUUGCAUUUCCUGCAGCUGGGGCUGGUCCUGUGCUCCUCUCCCAUCCAUUCCUAUGGGGGGCUCCUGGCUGCGAUCUGGACCUGUGUCUUCUCCUAUGGCUUGGAUCGGAUGAGUGCUGGUCAGAGAUCCUUCUUCUUCCUAUACACAAACCUCGGCUGCCUGGCUGGAUCUGGGAUUUUUUUUUUCCUUCUUCUUCUUCUCCUUUUGCUUCUUCUAUUUGCAUUUGCAAUGGCAACUAAUGGCAUGGGGGGAGGAAAAUUCGGAGGGUCUUGGCUGGACAGCGAUCAGUAUGCUCUCUUAAUUGCUCUCCUGGGAACACUGCAAGUUACUUUCUAAACCCCCCCAUUAAAGAAGCUGACCAAGGAUUCAAUUAGCAUCUGAGCAUCCUCAUGUUUGAUUGACCAAGGGAUAUUCCCUGUCGGUCCUGGUAAAGAAGACCCCUCCACCCCCCACCUCCACAACCACCCUACUUCCUAAAAUACCAAGAGAAAGCAGAUCUGUCACCAACAGGACACCUGUGAAUUGCUGGGAUUUAAACGGACACCCUUGGGGUCGUUUCUUCAGUCACUGGCCUUUGGAAACUCUUGUUGUGUCCCCUUGGACUGGAUAUGUCCAUUUUAACGUGAAGAUGGAUUUAACUUUCGUGAUCUUGUGGCUAUUGACAGUUCUCUUGGAAGGAGUCACUAGCCAAGGGGUGUAUGCUCCUCCUACUGUUCGGAUCAUCCAUUCAGGCUUGGCCUGUAAUAUUGAGGAAGAAAGAUAUUCAGAACGUGUCUACACGAUACGAGAAGGUGAAACUCUGGAGUUGACCUGCCUAGUCACUGGACAUCCCCGCCCACAGAUCAGGUGGACCAAAACAGCAGGAAGUGCAUCAGAUCGAUUCCAAGACUCCAGCGUUUUCAAUGAGACCCUUCGGAUUACAAAUAUCCAGAGACACCAGGGAGGCAGAUAUUAUUGCAAAGCAGAAAACGGGCUUGGUUCCCCUGCAAUAAAAUCUAUACGAGUGGAUGUAUACUAUUUGGAUGAUCCCAUUGUGACUGUCCAUCAAAGUAUAGGAGAAGCAAAAGAACAAUUUUAUUAUGAGCGGACAGUUUUCUUACGAUGCAUUGCUAACUCCAAUCCCCCUGUCCGAUACAGCUGGAAACGAGGCGAAGAGAUCUUGCUGCAGGGCUCGGACAAAGGAGUGGAGAUAUAUGAACCUUUCUUCACCCAGGUAGGAAAUAAGGGUGAAACCAAAAUUUUGAAGCUGAAAAAUCUUCGACCUCAGGAUUAUGCCAAUUACACCUGCAUCGCCUCUGUGCGAAACGUCUGCAACAUUCCUGACAAGAUGGUUUCCUUUCGGCUAUCCAAUAGAACAGCAUCGCCGUCUAUCAAACUGAUGGUGGAUGAUCCCAUUGUUGUGAAUCCGGGGGAAGCAAUGACGCUAGUGUGUGUCACAACAGGUGGAGAACCCACGCCAACACUCACUUGGGUUAGAUCUGUUGGGAAUCUCCCAGAAAAGGCAGUACUUAACAGCGGGACGCUCAUUAUACCUUCCAUUACAUCGGAGGAUGCUGGGACCUACAGCUGUGUCGCCAACAACAAUGUCGGCAAUCCAGCAAAAAAGUCCACAAGUAUCAUUGUAAGAGCUUUAAAAAAAGGCCGUUACUGGAUAACCCCAGACCCCUACCACAAAGAUGACAACAUCCAGAUAGGUCGAGAGGUGAAAAUAUCCUGCCAAGUGGAAGCGGUCCCAUCUGAAGAGCUGACGUUCAGUUGGUUUAAAAACGGGCGGCCGCUGAGAAGUUCUGAAAGGAUGGUCAUCACUCAGACGGACCCUGAUGUCUCUCCGGGUACCACUAAUCUGGAUAUCAUUGACUUAAAAUUUACAGACUUUGGGACUUACACAUGUGUGGCAUCACUUAAGGGAGGAGGAGUUCCGGACAUCAGCAAUGAUGUCAACAUAUCAAGCAGUACAGUCCCACCAAACCUCACCGUUCCCAAAGGCAAAUCUCCGAUGGUCGCCAGGGAAGGAGAUACAAUAGAACUGCAGUGUCAAGUCUCUGGAAAGCCAAAGCCAAUUAUCAUGUGGUCUAGAGCUGACAAAGAGGUUCCGAUGCCUGAUGGAUCAAUGCAGAUGGAGAGUUAUGAUGGAAUAUUAAGGAUUGUAAAUGUGUCCAGGGAAAUGACGGGAACAUACAGGUGUCAAACCAGUCAAUACAAUGGAUUUAAUGUCAAGCCAAGAGAAGCCCUGGUUCAGCUGAUCGUGCAAUACCCACCUGCUGUAGAGCCCACCUUUCAGGAAAUAAGGAAAGGCCUUGGGGCCAGCGUCACCAUGAGCUGCAGAGUCUUGCGGGCGUAUCCAAACAAAGUUCUCAUGUAUGAAUGGAGACUGGGGAACAAGCUGCUAGAUAAGGGACAGUUUGACUCUCAAGAUUACACAGAGCUGACCGUCACUAUUCACGCCAAGGAGCAUUACGGCACUUACAACUGUAGUAUAACCAAUGAAGCUGGAUCAGGACGAUGCAGUUUCCUUGUAACAGGAAAGGCCUACCCUCCGGAAUUCUACUAUGACACCUACAAUCCGUUAUGGCAGAGCAAAGCCAGCAUCUACUCAUACAGUUUACAGUGGACACAGAUGAAUCCAGAUGCUGUGGACCGAAUACUGGUUUACCGCUUGGGACUUAAACAGGCCGGGCAACAGCGCUGGUGGGAAACUGAGAUUUCAGUGGAAGGAAAUAUUAAGAGGGGAGAGCUAAUUACAAACAAUCUAACUAAACUUGUGAAGCCAGAACCAUAUGAGAUCCGCCUAACGCCCAUCAACAGAUUUGGAGAGGGAGACUCGGCUAUUAGAAUUAUCAAGUAUAGUGCUCCAAUUAAUCCUCAUUUACGUGAAUUCCAUUGUGGAUUUGAAGAUGGGAACAUCUGCCUAUUUACUCAAGAUGAUGCUGACAUCUUUGACUGGACAAAGCAAAGUGCUAGCACAAGGGACACAAGGUAUACGCCAAACACCGGACCCACCACAGAUGCUGGAGGAUCCAAACAAGGUUUCUAUAUGUAUAUUGAAACAUCACGACCUCGACUGGAUGGAGAGAAGGCUAGACUACUCAGCCCUGUCUUUAACAUAGCGCAGAAGAAUCCCUAUGGGUCCAGCAAUACUGCGUAUUGUUUUAGUUUUUACUAUCAUAUGUAUGGAAGACAUAUAGGGGGUUUGAAUAUAUUCCUUCGAUUAAAAGGGCAAACUAACACUGAAGUCCCUAUCUGGUCGGCCAGCGGGAAUAAAGGGGAACAGUGGCAUCAAGCCCGUCUAACUAUACAUCCGACAACUUCAUUUCAGAUACUAUUUGAGGGCGUUCGAGGUCUUGGUAUAGAAGGAGACAUUGCCAUAGAUGAUGUAUCAAUCGUCGAAGGAGAAUGUACCAGGAUGGAUGAGCCAGCCACUACUCCUCCUUCAGGUGUUAAAGUGUCUGGGACUUUAGUUCAUAUAUGGUUGUAUCCAGUUUUCCUUUUCCUUUCUUUUCUAAGUCAUCAAAGGUGACCACACUCUGGCAGAGGCUACAAAAGAUUCACUAGGCACUGGUUUGAAGAAAGAGUCUUUGAAAAUGGACAUCUAGAAAACAAUCUACCAAAGAUUCCUCCACAAAGGCACUGGGAAUUAACGGAACAUAGAACAUACAUUACUACAAACUACACUUGAGACCUGAAAUAUAAAAGGAGACCUCACAGUGCUUCUGUGGCUUUCACAAAUACAGUAAAAUCUGAAUAUUCUUAAAACAAAAAAGGAAUUAAGAAAUCCUUGUCAAAGCACAACGUCACGGCUGGUUUUCUUUCAAAUGAAAAGAGUUUGCUUGUUACCAUGGACACCUAAAGGCCUGCCAACCUAAACCUCACAGUUAACAGGGUACACCAAGAUCUGGCAUUCAUUUUCAGUUCAAGAAGGUUUUGAGUAAGGAACAAGUCUACGUAAGCCCUCUUGCCUUGGCUGCCACCAUCCAAACCUAAACCUCCGUAGAACACGUACACCAUUUUAUCACAGCUUUGCUACAAAAGGUAUGCUAUAUCUUUUUUGCAUGUAGUCGUCUCCAAAAAAAGAGCAGCUCGGUCUUACAAGCUUUUUUCAGCUUUUGGGAUUUUGCUUGUGGACCACGAGCUUAAGUCACCAAGUCCAUCAGUUGUAACAAUGGAACCAAACCACCACCUUUUAUAAAUCGCCAGGAAACCAAGUGCCUUCAAAUAACAAGCCUGAAAAAGUUAGCUAAACAAGCUUGCACUGCUGUGAGUGGUUUGUGAAAAAAAUAAAAUAAAGAAACAAACUGUUUUAUAAGCAAACUGCAGUCCACCACGAAGAGAUCACAGGCCAGAUCAAAAACGGAGGGAAAAAAAAUUGCUACAGAAGUACAUAAACUUGUGUUGCUGCAUAAGAUCUUAAACGUCAUAUUUUUUUAAGAGUUUGUUUCACCUUUUAAAACAGUCAUGGCCUUCUUGCGCAUUAUCAGUUUGAUAAACAAUGGAAAUCCCACCCCGGAUGAGAAGGAACAACUUUUCAUAUUACUGCUAACUAAAGUAGUUUGAAAAGUUGUCAAUAGACUUUCAAUCUUCAUCUUUUUUUUUUGCUCCUUUUGAAACGGGAAAGUGAUUUUCUUACUCUUAUCUACAUUUGAAAUGAAAUCAGUCUGAUCUUAAGAGGAAAGCAUUUUGAGCAGCAGACUGCAGUGUGUUCAACCCUGACAGAAUCUCUGGGUCUGAAUUAUUGAUCUCAAAAUUUGAGGGUCCGAUGCCUCUGCCCACUAAUCAGACUCUGUGCAGAUUGUGACAUAGUAUUUUAUUAUUUUGGCAAGUUUGGAAAAAAAAGAUAAUACACUUUUACAUAAAACUGUAAAAAAAAAAUGACUGAGCUACCUGAUUAAAUACAUACUUUAACCAGCCACUUUUUCAAUGCAUUGUAUAUGUCCCUUAUAACGUUGGCUAUGAACAUUUGAAGAUAUUUUUGGUUUCUUUAAAUUAUCUUAAAUUUUAACUUCAUUUAAAAAUACUUUUAUCUACACAAAAAUUAUUCUUUUAUGUUCUUUAAAACAUUUUAUGAAAAAUGUUAUGCAAAAAUUGGGCUAUAAAUAAAAAACAUAUUUAACAUUGCUGAAAUUGAUUUAAAACUGAAGCACAAGAUGAUAUCGUAGAUUAUGAUCAGAUUCGAGUAUAUAUAUUUUUUUCUUUAUUUUAUUUUUAUUUUGGAUUCUGUAGAAAUGUUUAUGCUGAUUCAGUUAUUCAACUGAAACAAAAAGAAAACUUUUACAGCUAUGUUCAAUAAAGCCUCUUUCCAGGUAA